Molecule: messenger RNA, 1326 nt
Organism: Brassicogethes aeneus
Lineage: Eukaryota; Metazoa; Arthropoda; Insecta; Coleoptera; Nitidulidae
Source: the annotation of a GenBank genome assembly
AUGUACAAGCGACCUACGUGGAUCGUCGUUUUGCCCGACCCGAUUUUCUGCUGUUCAGUUGCAAAAAAGCAGCUUUUGAUGAUCAACAAUUGCGUUCAAAUGGUCCUCAGAAAGUCGGUGAAUAAGAACGACAGACAGCACAAGGCCGGUGACGUAAUACAAAGGAGCUACAUGGAACAGCUCGUCAAAGAAGAUCAGGGCUAUAGCUUUCUGAAGACGAUGCAGAAAACAAAGGUGAUGGCCAUGCUACGCCAAUUGGGCCCUCCCACCUUCUUCGUGACGAUAAGCGCCGCAGAAACGCUAUGGCCCGAGCUCCUGGUGAUACUGACAAAGGUGUUGGACCACAAAGACAUCGGCGAAACGAAGGCGCUCAACCUUAGCGCUAACGAUAAAUACCGCCUCAUCCGGUCUGACCCUAUCACCUGUGCUCAAUACUUCGACAACCGAUUUCAACUGCUGUUGAAUCAUCUGCGCUCUGAGUUUAGCGUUUUCAAGGAUCAUCCUAUGAUCCACCACUUCUAUCGAGUGGAAUUCCAACAGAGAGGCAGUCCCCACGUGCACAUGAUGGUAUGGAAUGAAGGCGCUCCGACGGUCGAGCAAACAUCGACCAAAGAAGUUAAAAGGGCCGCCUGCGACUUCAUCGACAAGUUCGUUACGUGCGACAGCGAGUUGCCAGGGCUUGAUGGCUUGAUUGCCAUGCAAAAAUACAACCACAGCAAGUCGUGCAAAAAGGUAGUAAGGGGCAAAACUAUUUGCAGGUACAACAUUCCGUUUCUGCCGAUGGAGGAAACCACCAUCGUUUAUCCGAAGGACAGAAAGGACGUUGCACCCGACGACCGGAUUCAAGCACAGAAAAAAAACGGGUUGACCAAGGAAACGUACAUGAGAAUGGUCGAACUGAGCCUUAGAAAGCCGGCCGUGAUGUUGAAACGUCGUCCCAAAGAUUGUUUCGUUAACAACUUCGACGUUCUCGAAAACGUUUGUCUGGCCAAGUUUUUUGCCUACUAUAGAGUUACGAAAAAAGAAAUGGACAUGCAGUUAAAAGAUAAAGUCCAGUUAAUGCUUUACGUACCGUGGAGAGACGAAAAGAGAGAACUGAUCAACAUCGAUCACGAAGCAGUCCACGCCACCUUCCUCGCAACCAUCCUGGCGAACAGCAAGGAGUUUAACCGCUUAAAGCAGCAAGACUUGGAGGUUGCCGUGCAGCGUGCGGAAGGUAACGUGGUCUUCGACGCAGAUGAACGCCCGUUCGUGGCCUACAACGACUUUGCCGUCUACGACAUCGAUCGGCCGGACGACGACUUGAUAUUAUGUUGUGUUGUUUGA